GCAUGCAGAGGAACAAUUAGAAAGAUGGAGACAUGCACUGGAAAGGAGAGGAAUGAAGAUUAGUCGGACUAAAACAGAAUAUAAGUGCGUGAAUGAGAAAGGUGGAGGGGGAAGUGUGAGGCUACAGGGAGAAGAGAUAGCGAGGGUGGACGACUUCAAAUAUUUAGGGUCAACAAUCCAGAGCAAUGGUGAGUGUGGUAAGAAAGUGAAGAAACGGGUCCAAGCAGGUUGGAACAGCUGGCGAAAGGUGUCUGGUGUGUUAUGUGACAGAAGAGUCUCUGCUAGGAUGAAGGGCAAAGUUUACAGAACUGGAGUUGGAAGAAAUGAACAUGUUGAGGUUCUCGCUCGGAGUUAGCAGGUUGGAUAGGAUUAGAAAUGAGCUCAUUAGAGGGACAGUCAAAGUUGGAUGUUUUGGAGACAAGAUUCGAGAGAGCAGACUUCGAUGGUUUGGACAUGUUCAGAGGUGAGAGAGUGAGUAUAUUGGUGGUAGGGUGCUGAGGAUGGAGCUGCCAGGCAAAAGGGCGAGAGGAAGACCAAAGAGAAGGUUUAUGGAUAUGGUGAGGGAAGACAUGAGGGCAGUUGGGGUUAGAGAGGAAGAUGCAGGAGAUAGGCUAAGAUGGCAAAAGAUGACAUGCUGUGGUGACCCCUAACGGGACAAGCCGAAAGGAAAAGAAGAAGAAUUAUUCCUUGGCAUCAACUGACCCAAACCUUCAUAUUGUGAUAAAAAAGACAAAAAAAAAAAAGAUUUCUCACCUUAUUUGAUAUGGGAAACUGCUGGUGCAUGCCCGAAAAUGACACCAGAUUUUAGCGUAUGUACAGGAGCUAGUCUUGUUACGUUAUACGGUUAAACUUACUAACGCUAGAUAUAUGAGAUAAACCUCAUGUUACAAAAGUUUGAUGGAUGAUACAAAUAUAUUGCUUCCCUUCCCUGUAUAUGACCGCAUAUGUCUCAUCUAUUUUUCUAUAUCUACUCAUCUUCGCGCUCGGUAAAGGGGAACUAGUAUUGUCACGAAAGCCGCUACCGCUUUAUUUCCUGCAUUUUAUUGUGAAAGCGCACAAGCGGACGUGUACUACUGCGGUACUGCUGCUCGGGUCUCGUGGUGAGCGUUCUGAUUCCUCAGAUGCUCGUUUGCUCGCCUGCGGAGCGGACGUGUAUGAGUGUCCCGCACCGUCGUUCUCCCCGGUUCCUCUCCGCGGAUUCUUUUCGGAUAUCUCCCGCUACUUUGGCGGCAUCUUUUUGGACGAUAUUACUCGUCUGACGGUGUGCACCGAUGCCGAGAGAUGGGGAAACUGCACUCGAAACAUGCCGCUAUUUGUAAAGCGAGGGAGAGCCCGGAAGGCGACAGCUUUGUAGUCAGUGCCUGUUUGGCUCGGAAAGGACUGGACGACUGGCUGGUGAAGCAUCAGGACUGUCCUCUCAAGACCAAGUGCCCGUUGACCACCCGGGACUCAAUAAAUGAAGCUGAGCGGAUAGGUGAUGAGCACUACCGCUUAGAAGUGGCUCUGCCCCCGGAGAAGACGGACAGCUGCUGCCUGGAGGACAAGAUGAUGCAGGAGCGGGACGGCCAAUCCCUUGGGGGGACCCACAAGCAGCUCCAGUUUGAAGAGCUGGAGUGCGCUGUCUCCAUGGAGGAGGAUAACCGACAGGAGUGGACGUUCACCCUCUACGACUUUGACAACAACGGGAAAGUCACCAGAGAGGACAUUACCAGCCUCCUCCACACGAUCUACGAGGUAGUGGACGCCUCCGUCAAUCAUUCACCCAGUAACAGUAAGACCUUGCGGGUCAAACUGUCGGUGGCUCCAGACUCCAGCCAGCGGUGGAGGAGUUGCGCCCAGGCCACAGAUGCGUCCCACCCCAAGGAGAGAAAUGACAAGUGCGCCGAAGACCCCAAGAGUGCUGAGAAGAAAAGUCGAGCGGUGAUAAGGCGCCACCACAGCGACCAGCACAGUCAUGCCCCGUCGGGCUGCCAGCGCCAUUGCGUGGACGAGAACCUGGAGCGACGGAACCACUACUUGGACUUGGCCGGUAUAGAGAAUUACACGUCCCGCUUUGGAGCCGCAACUACAGAGCAGCCUAAGGCAGAACCCCAUGCCCGGUCUUCCAACCAGACCCGUUCUCGAUCCCACGAACCAGAAAACAGCCACUCGCAUCAACCGCCGCCCCACCACCACCGCCGCUUGCAGGCCAUCACUGACGCCAGCCCUCCCGAGGGCCACCACCCUGGCCGGACGCGAGGCCAAGACUCCGCAAAAGCCGCGGUCCGCUCCCCCAAGACCCACAGCCGCACGCCACCCGCUCAGCUCAGCAGUCGGGUGAUGCGGAGCAGGGGUCUGCCCGCUCCCCCAGUGCUCCCCAGCCAGACGCCCCCUCACCAGUCGGCCGCCCCUUACCGCAAGCACAAGCAGCGCUCCAAGGACCAUCAGGGAUUCCGGGCGCUCGGCACUCUGGUCGGGUCCGGGGUGGAGAAGGAGCAGGUGAGGGAGCUUCCCGGGGUUCUGCUCUAUGAGGGCCGGCUGGCGCAGGUCGUGCAGCGGCAUGAACACCACCACCACCACGAACACCACCACCACUACCACCACUUCUACCAGUCCUGAAUGCCUGUGACCCACGAUGGGUUUCUCGACGGAAGUACUGGGUCGAACCCCCCACUAGCAACAUGUCUACCACUUUGGAACUAUUGUAAAAAGUCUUUGAAACAGGAAGUGGGGCUGGACCCGUGUAGUCAGAUUGGGAUUAGAGUACCACUACCAGCUCCACAAACAACACCACUGCUACUGCCAGUCCUAAUCUCCUGUCCAACUUUUUGACCCUAGGGGGGCUUCCUUGACACAGGUAGUGGGGUAGCACUAGCGCACCAUGACAAGCACCACCACCUCUACUUUUCCUUCUACUAUUCUCACUUCUCAUCCUGUUUUACAACCCUUUGGGGAGUCACCACCAUGACCGUGGUGGUGACUUCUACCAGUCCACCUGGGACCCUUUCAAGUCUUACUUGAGACAGGAAGUAGAGGUGGCACUCUCCACUAGGAAGACUUCCAAUAGCCCAGAAUAGCUGCCCCACUUUAACACCCUUGGGGAGCUUCUUCUACAUAAGAAGUGGGGUGGACCAAGCUAGCGGGGGUGGUACUAAAACAGCACUAGUCUUGAACGGCUACAUAGCUUAGGGCACAUUCUGGAAUUUCUAGAACACAGGAAGGUACUCCCACCACAGCCCCUUCCCCCACUUCUACCAGUCCUGAACGGGGACCUUUUGGGAGCUUCUCCAAUAAAGCAAGACCAAGUGGAUUCACUAAAGUACCACUGCCAGCAGUUCUACGAGUUGAAUUGCUCACCUGGUCUGGGAACCAUUGGGAAGCAUCCUCAACACAGGAAGUGGGGACCCAAGACGGUGAUCCAGAAGUCAGGGGGAUCAGGAUAUGUGUAAUACAAGAUAAAUUUGUGUUGCGACCAGAUUACAGGAUUUAGGACCACUGUACAGAGAAGGAUCAUGGCAGGAGGACCUCCCCACACCCAGCAGUCUAGUGCCCUUUUUACAUGGAUGCGGCACCGAGGGUGGUUCAGUAAUGGGCCCAACCCAGAAGAACCUUUCUAAACCACUAAGCCAAGAGCCCAAAGCAGGACUGUGAUGUAAAGCUCAACAUAUUAUGAAGGAAGCAGUGUGUGCGUGUCGCAACACUGGUCGGUCUCGCUUGAAAACUCUUUUAAGGCCGCGCAAGUAUUUAAACUGGAAAAUGAAGAAUCCCAUUUGAGUGUCCCUUAAUGUUGGAAAGAAAAUGGAAGGAAAAAAAAAUCCCAAAUCUGCUGCUACCUCUAAUUUAAUCCUCAUUUUCACUUUUUUCAUGUAUAUUUUUUUUUCCAAUCUGCAGUAGCGCUCCUUACGUUGACUAACUGACUGUAUAUAAGGUACAUAUCUAUCUAUCUAACUAUCUAUAUUGCUAUGAAUUUUAUAAGCUUUAUUGCUUCUGUGACAUCUUUGCGUCGAUGCUGUAAAACUCCGUUUUUGUUUCCAAUUUUUAUGACUGUGCAAAGCCUCGUUUUGUAUUCCGGUGACACGCGCUCUCUCUCUUCGUGUCUGUCUGGUUCCGUCUCACACGGCCAUCUCAACAAUGUUAUCCAAACAUGAUCACUUGUUUGUCUUCCUAUUUUUUUAACGCCCGUAUAAAUUAAAAUCCCAACUCUCUGCUGUGGUCAGCAAAUGGUUGCUUGAUUCCAGGUAACACCGUAAAGAGAAGAGUGGAAAAAUAUUUUCUGAAAUAAAGACAACUAAAUAGAUUAGCCUGGGCCUGUCUGCAGUUCAAUAUUAAAACAUUUUAGUUUUUUUCUGUGGAGCCUUCGCUCAGCUAUUCACUGCAAAAUUUUCCUAUUUGCUGUUCCAGGCACAUUUUUUCUGCUUUCUUUAUCACCGUAACAUGCCACAAGAUGGUGGCCGACCGUUAGCUCGUAGGAAAGUAGUAAUUGGUGUCAUGGAAGUAUGUGAAAGAGAUAAUAACUCCACUGUUCUAAGAUCUUUGUGUGCCGGGGAGGAGCUAUUAUGAGCAAAAAGUGUGUGUGUUUGAAAAAUAAACAAGUGUUUUGAUUUGCUGUGAUUGCUGUUAACUGUUCUUAAAAUAAAAUUAAAGAAAUGUUUUUUAUUGAUGAGGAAAAA
Messenger RNA from Syngnathoides biaculeatus (alligator pipefish), 4649 nucleotides. RefSeq names its product NKD inhibitor of WNT signaling pathway 1 (gene nkd1). The transcript is spliced from 10 exons. Gene Ontology annotation, molecular function: calcium ion binding. Gene Ontology annotation, cellular component: cytoplasm. The record is from RefSeq and is a predicted model, not a curated record. The coding region runs from base 1282 to 2598 and encodes 438 amino acids. Gene Ontology annotation, biological process: negative regulation of Wnt signaling pathway. NCBI's taxonomy places the organism in Eukaryota, Metazoa, Chordata, Actinopteri, Syngnathiformes, Syngnathidae.